CCUCUGUUUCCACCUUCUUCGAAAUGUCAAGUUCCGGUACUGCCGAUUCAGCGACCAUAGCAACAAUUUCCGUUGUUGCGAGCUUGGUUGUAAUAAUUAUAAAGAUCAUCGUGGUAGUGGUAGUGUGCCAGAAAAGAGCUGAAAUAAAAGGCAAGAGUACAGUUGGACCAGACCCCAGAUUUCUUCCACCUACAAUGGUCAAAUUCCUUGACAAUAUGGACAGAGAAAAGCUCAUCAGAUUUACUUCUCAGCAGCUGAGUAUUGCAACUGAUAAGUUCAGCAACCUGUUAGGUUCUGGUGGAUUCGGAUCAGUCUAUAAAGGGAUUUUCAGCAAUGGAACCACGGUGGCAGUGAAGGUUCUAAUUGGUACCUCGGACAAGAGAAUCGAAGAACAGUUCAUGGCAGAAGUCAGCACCAUAGGAAGAACACAUCAUUUCAAUCUGGUUCGGCUAUAUGGAUUCUGUUUUGAACAUUGUCUGAGGGCUUUGGUUUACGAGUAUAUGGGUAAUGGGUCACUUGACAAGUACUUAUUCCGCGAAAAAACCAUCUUAGCAUUCGACAAACUCCAUGAAAUUGCAGUCGGGACAGCCCGAGGGAUAGCUUACUUGCAUGAAGAGUGCCAGCAAAGAAUAGUCCACUAUGAUAUAAAACCAGGAAACAUCCUUCUGGAUGCAGAAUUCAAUCCUAAAGUAGCUGAUUUCGGUUUAGCAAAGCUUUCUAACCGCGACAACACACAUAUCACAAUGACCGGAGGGAGGGGGACGCCAGGCUAUGCUGCCCCGGAGCUGUGGAUGCCAUUACCAAUCACACACAAGUGUGAUGUUUACAGUUUUGGGAUGCUUCUGUUUGAAAUUGUUGGGAGGAGAAGGAACAUUGACGUUAAUCUUACCGACAGCCAAGAGUGGUUUCCGACAUGGGUGUGGAAUAAGAUUGAAAAGGGAGAAUUGGGGGGGAUGAUAACAAUGUGUGGGAUUGAGGAGAGAGAUAGGGAAGUGGCAGAAAGGAUGGUGAAGGUGGCUUUUUGUUGUGUUCAAUAUAGGCCUGAAACAAGGCCUGUGAUGAGCAUUGUAGUGAAAAUGUUAGAAGGAGCUUUGGAGGUUCCAACACCAGUAAAUCCAUUUCAAUACUUAUCUGUAGGGGCUAGUCCAGGUCAGUUUGGAGGCAUGACCUGGGAUGCCAGUGAAUUUUCAAGUUCAUCUCAAACGGUAACAGGAUCUGCCUUUGUAAUUGGAACACCUACAAUGAGGCGAUAUGAAAUCGAAAUAGCCUCUACUUAGGAAUGCUCUUUGAAUUACUCUAUGUGUGUGGACUCACAUUGUAAAACACUGUCUUUAUGUGCAGCUUGAUGUUGGUUAUCAGAUGAAUAAGAU
Ilex paraguariensis (yerba mate) is the source of this 1370-nucleotide messenger RNA. NCBI's taxonomy places the organism in Eukaryota, Viridiplantae, Streptophyta, Magnoliopsida, Aquifoliales, Aquifoliaceae. The record is from the annotation of a GenBank genome assembly.